Messenger RNA from Penicillium brasilianum, 1412 nucleotides. The record is from the annotation of a GenBank genome assembly. Lineage: Eukaryota; Fungi; Ascomycota; Eurotiomycetes; Eurotiales; Aspergillaceae.
GGGCGCUGUGGCAGCAUCGAAUGGAGAUCUCACAAGAGAGCCGGAUCCCGAAGGAUAGUCUGCUCAACACCUUGGACAGCCAUGGCGAAAGACCAGGACGAAGAAGGAAUUGCUGGUGAAUGAGGCGAACGGGCUGUUCGUGGCUGCGGAGGGGGGAUGGAAGGCGAACCCUGACGGAGGUACGGCAGCGUGUCAUUGGCCCGCCUGAGCUCCAGCUCUCUCCAAAGGGCCACGCCGCAUCUUGAGUUCCUUGAGAUAAACACAGUAAUUCUGUCUGCGACACCACCCUCUCUCUACUUUGUUGAUAUACCAGGCUUACAACCAUAUCUGACAUUUACUUCUCAACUUGAUUUCUUUUGAUUUGGAUUGCAUCCAUGGCAGACCACAAGGUGCCAGUCUAUUCUACCAACGACCUCAAGUCAACCAGCGAUGAUGCUCUACUCCCCUACCUAACGAAUCUUCCUGCACCCUACACCUUCUCGGUAGACAAUACCAAGAGCAACAUCCGCUUCGUGCUAGGAUACAGCGCCGUCGCAAUUGCAGGUUUCACCUUCUAUGCGGACCGCAAACUAGGCUGGGAGGCGACCACGUCACCGUGGAUUAUUACUGCCGUGGUGUCAUACUUUAUCCUCAACAGCGCGUUGACAUUUUGGAUCUGGGCCGUCGAGGCUGGCGAGGUGUUUUACGGAAAGCGCACGACUGGAGAGACUAUCUCCAUCUCCUCGUCCGUGCAGAAGCACUCCGUUCCAUACAAGCUACACGUGGUAUACAAAUCGCCCACCGGCAAAGUCUUGCAGGACAAGAAGUUCGAAGCACCCUUUACCAACUGGUUCUCUGCCGACGGUGUCUUCCACCCAGAGCCUUACCGCCGCUGGUUGGCCAGUGAGGUUGACGUGCUGAGAUUGGCGGCCAAGGAGAACGAGAAGAAAACUGGAGGUGCUUCGAAGUAAGAGGAUAGCACCGGAAGUGCUAGCAAGACGGUAGGAGGAAUCUAGCUGGAUCGGAAUCUCAUAUAUCAAUCUCAUUUUGGCUGUUGGUCAUGUGCGAGUGCCAAUUGAAGGGCCAAAAAAAUGCAUUUUGAAAAGCGAGGGCAGGUUUACAUGUCGUAGUCAAAUGUGACAGUCUCACGAUCAUUAGGAAAUAUUUCAGUCUUGCUCCACUGUAGUCAUGCGUUGGGUUUGGAAGGAUAUACAACAAGUAUGAAAAAUAACAGCGAGAAUGGAGCGAUCACAUUCCCCAGUGUACUCAAAAUGGCUAAAAACAAAAGAUUCUAUAUAGAUAAUUUUUCAGACAUGACGACCUCGUGACAUCCAUCAUUUCGAUUUUGGCUCCUAGGACGAUGCCUCCAGAGUGCCCGGUCGCUCGGUGGCGGCAGCAGGCUGGACGUUGUCCACCCGGCGGUUCUGGAUGAG